Molecule: messenger RNA, 1077 nt
Organism: Cuscuta epithymum
Lineage: Eukaryota; Viridiplantae; Streptophyta; Magnoliopsida; Solanales; Convolvulaceae
Source: the annotation of a GenBank genome assembly
AAUCGAGUAUUCGCCAGGCCCAAUAAAAUGGUGGCGUGAGAUUCACAAUCUUGAACGUCGUUUGGCCAAGCUGCACGAACUAGGAAUCAUGGCAGCUCCCAUUCAAAUCGAAUGAAACGGAAACAAUUAUCAAAUUUCUUCUGAUUUUAGCAGGAUUGGUCUAUCCACCAAAACAACUGUUGCAGACAGUGAGAUGUCACAAGGAGCAAGGUGCAUGAAUAUUUGAAUGGCAUGCCUGUCUUGCGCUCUUGCUUAGUAACAUACCAAAAUGGCGAUGUGUGAUAGCUAGAGUUAGUUCUCAGAGAUUAUAUGGGGGAUGACAUGGAAACUAGAAGAGGUAAUUUAGAUAUUGAUUUGGAGAGUGGGGGGGUGAUAGGAGAUGGUAGAAGAAGUGAAAGCUUGAAUCUGAGUGAUGAUAAUCUCGGCAUAUUUUUGCACAGAGCAUGGAAUUCUUUGCCGGUAGAGCGUUUGAAAAAUGGAUCAAUUUCAGGUGAAGAAGGUGGCCAUUCAUAUGGGCAGAUUUUGUGUGAUAAUUCUGUUAAGAAUGCAGAAUUAACAGAUAUUCAUUCGAGCAAAGUGAAGGACAGUAAAAGAAAUCCUAAAGAGAAGAAAGCAGCUAAAGAGAAAUUAAAAAAGCCAAAGCCUUCAAAACCACCCAGACCUCCCAAAAAUCCCUCAUUGGAUGCUGCUGACAUCAAACUCAUCAAGGAAAUUUCUGAGAUGACAUUACGAAAGCAUAAAAGCUUGGAACGCCUAAGCCUAUUGAGGAAAAUAAAGAAAGAGGGAAAAUCAUCCGCUAAAGCUAACGUCUUGGCAAUGGGAAUUACAGUUCUGUUCUUCUUUGUUAUUAUAUUUCAUGGUAAAGACGCCUUUCAGAGUUUGAAGAUUUGAUUAUUUCAAUUUGUCAUUUAUCUUCCCCAUGGUUCUAGCAUUAAAUUAUUUUAUGCAAUGAGUUAUCAAAUAAUGGUAUAUUCUCCCCAUUCCAUGCUAUAGAUGCAUAUCUGCCUGACUUGGUUUGAUUUUCGAUAUCCACAGUUAUAGUGUUUUCUCUUAGGACCAAUGAAUGAUUAAUUGUUG